Asterias rubens (European starfish) is the source of this 1722-nucleotide messenger RNA. RefSeq names its product mitochondrial-processing peptidase subunit alpha-like. The record is from RefSeq and is a predicted model, not a curated record. Gene Ontology annotation, molecular function: metal ion binding; metalloendopeptidase activity. The coding region runs from base 14 to 1612 and encodes 532 amino acids. Gene Ontology annotation, cellular component: mitochondrion. The transcript has 11 exons. Lineage: Eukaryota; Metazoa; Echinodermata; Asteroidea; Forcipulatida; Asteriidae.
GUCAAAAACCAACAUGGCGACUCGCAUGGCGAAGAGAGCUGCUGAAAAUUGUGCACGAUUUUCGGGUUCAAGAUCAUUAGGACACAGGUUGAAACGCCUCGGAAGUCGCAGCUUCUGUAGUGCCGAUGGGGGAAGUGCAGGCAGUAUUCCGUUGACUCAACCCUUACCAGGGGUGCCCCUGCCUGUUUAUGCAGCCCUAUCCAACCAUUCACAUGACACUCAUGUGACGACGUUAGACAAUGGGCUCAGGGUGGCCUCUAUGAAUAAAUACGGCCAGUUCUCUACAGUUGGAGUGUUAUUGGAUUCAGGCUCACGGUAUGAAGCAAACUACACCAAAGGGAUCUCUCACUUUCUGGAGAAGCUUGCUUUUGGGUCAACAGAACUGUACAGUAACAGAGAUCACAUUCUUCAAGAACUGGAGAAAUAUGGUGGCAUUUGUGACUGCCAGUCUUCAAGGGACACUAUGAUCUACGGUAUAUCAGCCAACACUGACGGUCUGUCUGAAGUCACUAAACUCCUAUCUCAAGUUGUAUUCCAACCUAAGAUGACUCCAGGUGAGUUUGAUGACGCCAGAGUCGCAAUCCAGUUUGAGUUGGAAGAUGUUGCCUUCAGACCAGAUGCUGAACCUGUACUGAUAGAGAUGAUACACCAGGCAGCAUUCACAGACAACACCCUCGGCCUGCCCAAGUUAUGUCCUGUCGAGAACAUCUCCCGCAUCGACUACAAAAUGCUACAGAAAUACCUGCAUAAUUACCACACCCCGAAGCGCGUGGUGCUGGCUGGAGUGGGCAUGGAGCAUCAGCAGCUUGUAGACUAUGCCAAUGAGCAUUUCGUUGGGGUGACACCUUCGUGGGAGAGUUCGGAACUAACUGGGAAGGACAGUUCUGUUGAUAGAUCGACAGCUCAGUAUAUUGGAGGUUUACAAAGGGAAGUGCGUGAUAUGUCCAACAUUGCCCCAGGCACUCCAAUCCCUGAGCUUGCCCAUGUCGUCAUCGGUCUAGAGUCCUGCGGCCACAGGGACCCAGAUUUCAUCGCCUUCGCCGUCCUCAACAUGCUGAUGGGGGGCGGGGGAUCCUUUUCCGCCGGGGGACCAGGGAAGGGCAUGUAUACCAGGCUGUACUUGAAUGUGUUGAACCGGUUUCAUUGGAUGUACAGCGCCACGGCGAUGCAUCACAGCUACGAUGAUAGUGGCAUCUUCUGUAUUCAUGCCAGUGCAAAUCCAAGCAUGGUCAAAGAAAUGGUUGAGGUCAUCGUGAGAGAGUUCUUCAACAUGGCUGGCCGGAUUGAAGAAGUGGAGUUGAGUCGAGCCAAGAAGCAGCUACAGUCCAUGCUGAUGAUGAACCUGGAGGCCAGGCCGGUGGUCUUUGAGGACAUCGGCCGCCAAGUCCUGGCCACCGAUGAGAGAAAGGAGCCUCAAGAGUUCUGCCAAAUGAUCGAGAAAAUCACAGCUGAAGACAUCCAGCGAGCCGCCACAAGAAUGUUGCGCACCAAGCCCUCGGUGGCAGCUUUGGGAGAUCUGUCUCGACUGCCGGAGUACCACGCAAUCCAAGAGGCCCUCAUCAGCAAAGAUGGCCGCUUCCCGCGUAAAUUUGUUUCCCUCUUUAGGAGGUAGUCUGUAAAAAGGGUCGGGGGUUAAAGGUACCGGAAAAAGAAAAAAAAAUUGCUGACACAACGCAUUAUUUGGGGAAGGUCAUGUGUCAUUCAAGUUUGGUGAAGUGCAAA